Messenger RNA from Thermochaetoides thermophila DSM 1495, 801 nucleotides. RefSeq names its product putative complex I protein. Gene Ontology annotation, biological process: mitochondrial electron transport, NADH to ubiquinone; mitochondrial respiratory chain complex I assembly. The transcript has 2 exons. Lineage: Eukaryota; Fungi; Ascomycota; Sordariomycetes; Sordariales; Chaetomiaceae. The record is from RefSeq and is a predicted model, not a curated record. Gene Ontology annotation, cellular component: mitochondrion. Bases 1 to 801 code for a protein of 266 amino acids.
AUGCAAGCGACAAGGCCGCUUCUGUUUAAGGGCUUCAUUGGCCGCAGCGUCGAUGAGCUCAAGAGGCUCUCAAACAUAGCCUUCAAGCUCGAAGGAAUUAAAGGUCCCCAGGGUCCUUAUCUCCUCCACGACUUCCGCAGCCCAGCAGGUGUCCAAGAUUGCAAGGUCAUGUCAGACGUUGAGAUCGGCGGUUAUUCGAACGCAAACCUCGACUGGGUAACAUCGCCGUCGCCGACGUCGGGAGCACAACCUCCUUCUCCCCACUCUCCUGGUUAUGCGAGAUUCCAUGGAACCAUCUCCACACAACUACCUAAGAAUAGGCCAGACAUAAAGCGGACCGGCUAUGCGGCCUUCAGGACACGCGACAGGCCACCAACAAUCUUUGGACGUAGCCUGUGGAAUAUCGAUCCUUAUGUCUACCUGGCCCUACGCGUCAAGUCGGAUGGCAGGAGCUACUUCGUCAACGUUCAGACCGAGUCUGUUGUUCCAACUGACCUCCACCAACACCGGUUAUUCGUCAAGAAACCUGGCGAGUGGGAAACAGUGUUGAUCAAAUGGAAUGAUUUUGUACGGACAAACUAUGGGCGCGUCGUCGAGCCGCAAACGGAGAUCAUGCGACAGAAGGUCAAAUCUAUUGGCGUUGGGUUGACUGACAGAAUAGAAGGCCCAUUUGAGCUUUGUAUCGAGAGGAUAUGGGCCACAAACGAUGAAAGUGAGGCGGAUAGUGUGGUAGAGGUGUCGAAUAGUAAGGAGGGGGAGCUUAAGACCAAGAAGGGACAGAAAAUUUCAUGGGGGAGUUAA